Molecule: messenger RNA, 652 nt
Organism: Bufo gargarizans (Asiatic toad)
Lineage: Eukaryota; Metazoa; Chordata; Amphibia; Anura; Bufonidae
Gene: MAGOH
Product: mago homolog, exon junction complex subunit
Exons: 5
Coding region: 92-532 (146 amino acids)
Biological process (GO): RNA splicing
Cellular component (GO): nucleus; exon-exon junction complex; catalytic step 2 spliceosome
Source: RefSeq, a predicted model, not a curated record
GCGUAGCGUUACGUCAAUAGCGGGUGAGACGUUAUCCGCCUGCGCCUGCUGCACGCUGGUCUCGUCGUCACGUAACGUGCACAGUAACAACAUGAGCAGCGACUUCUAUCUCCGGUACUACGUAGGGCACAAGGGAAAGUUUGGACACGAGUUUUUGGAGUUCGAGUUCCGGCCGGAUGGUAAACUGCGUUACGCCAAUAACAGUAAUUACAAGAAUGACGUCAUGAUCAGGAAGGAGUCCUAUGUACAUAAGAGUGUGAUGGAGGAGCUGAAACGCAUCAUAGACGACAGUGAAGUCACAAAAGAAGAUGAUGCCCUCUGGCCCCCUCCUGACAGAGUUGGACGACAGGAGCUGGAGAUUGUGAUCGGCGAUGAGCACAUUUCUUUCACGACUUCAAAAAUCGGGUCUCUUAUAGAUGUGAACCAGUCCAAAGACCCUGAGGGACUAAGAGUUUUCUAUUACCUGGUUCAGGACCUGAAGUGUCUGGUCUUCAGUUUGAUUGGUCUUCACUUUAAGAUUAAGCCCAUCUAAGUCUUGGGAAAACGGAUGCACAUUGUAUUGUAUUUAGGUUGUCUUUCUGACGUUGUAUGUAUGAUAUAUUUUGUUUUUAUAGAUCUGACUCAUUUAAAUAAAAUGGUAAAAUUCUCUGAA